Messenger RNA from Odontomachus brunneus, 1637 nucleotides. Its product is annotated as tRNA pseudouridine synthase-like 1. The coding region runs from base 608 to 1603 and encodes 331 amino acids. Lineage: Eukaryota; Metazoa; Arthropoda; Insecta; Hymenoptera; Formicidae. Gene Ontology annotation, biological process: tRNA pseudouridine synthesis. Gene Ontology annotation, molecular function: pseudouridine synthase activity; RNA binding. The record is from RefSeq and is a predicted model, not a curated record. The transcript has 6 exons.
UGGUCGAACAAGUACUUAUAAGCUUUAUGAUUGACUAGUAGAGACGUGAUUGACUUAUGACGUCAUUAAUCGCUCUCGGAGCGAUUAACCCAGGGACAGUCGAACACGCUAUUAAUAUCGACAAUGCAUAUCAAUAGCGAUAUAUUCCAUCAAUACAUUUUGUUGAUGAGUAUUAUACUAGCUUAAUAUACCGUUGUUUAUAUAUAUCGUCCAUAUUAAGAUUAUCUAAUAGAAAGUUACUAUUUAAUACGCAUAUCAAGUGCACGAUGUAAACUAAGCCAUUAACUCUAAUAAUUACGAUAUGAGAUGUAAAGAUACUCACGUGGUAAAUAUAUUGCAGGUUAUAAUCAUCGAUUGUCGUAAUUACUCAAAUGUUAUAUGAAUAUUUGAAAUUGCUUACACGCGUAACUAAUAAUGGUUGUAUCGGUAUAUGUUAAAUAUUAAAAAGACGCUUCUGUCUCAUAACAGACCAAUUCGAACCAAUAUAAUGAAUAUUUUAUUCGUCAGAUUAUAGAAUUAUCAAACUUUUGAUAGAAUUUGACAAAACUUUGAUGAUUAGUGUGUAAUGAGGCUGUAUCAAUUUUACAUCUGUACGUAAGAUACAAUCAUGGUACGAUAUUUCCUUAGAUUUUCGUACAUUGGUACACAGUACAGAGGUACACAAAAGCAAGUUUUUGCACCAAACAUACGAAAUAGUGAUACUGUACAAGGUGCCUUAGAAUCUGCUCUAUUAACUAUUUCACCGAAAACUAUAAUUAGACCAAAUAUAAUACUUGCCAGCAGAACAGAUGCUGGAGUCCAUGCUUUAUGCUCUACUUGUCAUGUGGAGCUUGAAAACAGAUACAAUAUUUUAUAUAAUGCAAAUAAUGUGAAAAAAUAUGUUAAUCGUUAUUUUACCAAAAGUGGUCAUACUAUCAGGUUGUUGGAUUUUAUACCUAUCACAUGUGAUUUUCAUGCAAGGAGAUCAUGUUUAUCCCGAACUUAUAUAUAUAGAUUUAUGAUACCUAAAGUACCUGAAGAACAGAGAUUACCCUUAGUAGAUAUGCCACAUACUCACUUUUUGAGAGAACAUAAUUUUGAUAUAGAUAGAGUAAAACAUGGUACGAAAUUGUUUAUGGGAGUAAAAGAUUUUACUACAUUUUCUUCAAAAACGAUAACAAUUAAAAAGAUUCAAUAUGUUCGUUCCUUGCAUAUCUUUACUUUAGAAGAGACACAAUCUUUAGUACCUUUUGAUCCGUUAUCCGAAAAUUUUAGAUAUUUUCAGUUCAUAUGUAAAGCAAAAUCCUUCUUAUAUAAUCAGGUGAGACGAAUGGUUGGUGCUCUAAUUGCUUUAGGACAGCAAAAAAUAACAGAAAAGGAUAUCACUGUUAUGUUUGAAACCCCUUCACAUUAUAAUUGGAAUCCUCGUGUUGGACUUGUACCAUCGAAUGGCUUACAUCUUGUGAAUUUAGAGUACGAUCAAGAGGAAUUAAAACGUUGUACUAUAUCAGAAGAACAAUAUCAGAAAACACGAUUAGAAGGACUAAGCCGAUAUCCGCUGUUGGAAAAACAAGAGCUGCAGAAACUGCAGUUGGAAGAACAAAAGCAAGAACUAGCAAAAUAAAGGAAAGAAUCUGUUUAUAGAACCAUCAAUAUUG